This is a messenger RNA of Larimichthys crocea (large yellow croaker), 3347 nucleotides long. It is a transcript of the gene arhgef16, whose product is annotated as Rho guanine nucleotide exchange factor (GEF) 16. NCBI's taxonomy places the organism in Eukaryota, Metazoa, Chordata, Actinopteri, Sciaenidae. The transcript has 15 exons. The record is from RefSeq and is a predicted model, not a curated record. Gene Ontology annotation, biological process: activation of GTPase activity. The coding region runs from base 234 to 2339 and encodes 701 amino acids. Gene Ontology annotation, molecular function: protein binding; guanyl-nucleotide exchange factor activity.
UAGGCAGCUCGGCUUAAUGGGCGCCUUGCAAACAGAGGAGGAAGUGAAGAAGUGUGUGACAGAGGAGCGGAGGAGUACAGCUGCACUUCUCAGCGCACAGGACAGCAGAAAGAAAAGUGACGGUCUUUUGACCCGGGAUAUUAUUGAAUAAGAAGGCUGGCGGUGUUUGUAAGUUCACCUCACGCAGACUCCUCCAAUGUUGUAAAAGCCCAGUAUAUCAGACAGAGGACGCCAUGUCUGACAACCAGUCAGACAGCUGCCUGGGCGACCAGGACCCACUAAUUCUGGAGAACCGCUUCUCCAUAGAACUUCAUAUAUCUGAGCCAGGCGAUGAUUGCUGCCAGCCACAAAGCUCCCCCACACCCCAAUGUGAAACACCCCAGGAAGAUGUAGUAGACAGGAUGGUGAUGCCUCAGCAGGUGGUUCUGAGCACCCAGAGUCCUGCAGCGUUUAAGGCUGGCACCCAACAGCUCAUCCCCAAGAAUUUAGCUGUGGCUAGCCGGCCAAAGCACCGCCACCACACCACUGUGGUGACCUUCCCAGUGGGACUGGAGAACUCCAAUAGUGGGGCUCGGAUACGUCAUUCAACCCAGGGCCCAGAUGUGUCCUGGGAGGAUUAUGACAGUGAUGGAGACGGCUUUGCUUUGAGGAGGAACCGCAGGAACAAGUCGUACAGAGCGGCUGUGACCAGUCUGGAUAUAGAAGCCAUGGCAACGGGACGAGAGGCUGCAGCCACACUGAAACCUGUCAAAGAAGAUAGAACACCCAGUCCUGGUCCAGCUCGCAGCCCUAGACGCAAGCGCACCCUGGGAAGGAAGAGGAACCAGAAGCAACGUGGGUCAUUCAAAGAUGCCACACCGCGCCUCUACCAGGAGAUCCGUGAGCGAGGCUUGCACUCCACCAAUCAGGAUGAGAUGUUGGAUGACUUUGUGGUGGUGGAUCCUCCUGUGGAGGACCAGGGCAUCGUGGUGAAGAGCUACCGGCCUGCACAGCUCACCUGGAGCCAGCUGCCGCAGGUGAAGGACACAGAUAUACUGACAAUGAUCUCACCUCAGGAGAGAAAGAGACAAGAGGCCAUUUUUGAGAUUAUGACCUCAGAGCAUUCGUACCUGCACAGCCUGGGCAUCCUGGUGCGUCACUUCAAGAGCAAUGAAGCUCUGAGGAAGACUAUGACGGCCACAGAGCACCAUCACCUCUUCUCCAACAUCUCUGUCAUCCAGCGAGUCAGCCAACGUUUUUUUGAGGACCUUGAACGGCGUCACUAUGACAAUCCAGUGAUCCGGGACAUUAGCGAUAUUGUUCAGAACCACGCUGCCCACCACUUUGAGCCCUACAUCGUGUACUGCUCCAACGAGACCUUCCAGCAGAGGACGCUGCAGAAACUGCUGACCAGCAACGCUGCAUUUAAAGAGACCCUGAAGCAAAUUGAGGGGAGCAGUGAAUGUGGAGGCCUGCCGAUGCUAUCUUUCCUCAUCCUUCCCAUGCAGCGAGUCACCAGGCUGCCACUCCUGCUGGAUACAAUCUGCCAGAAAACUCCAGACAAGACAGCGGAGUACUUUGCUGCUGUUUGGGCGCUGCAUGCCAUCAGCAAGUUGGUCGCCAGCUGCAAUGAUGGAGCUAGGCGGAUGGAGAGGACAGAGCAGAUGUACACUAUCCAGAAACAGAUGGAUUUUGGUAAAAUCAAGCCGUUUCCUCUGGUGUCAUCAUCGCGGUGGCUGAAGAAGCGCGGGGAGCUGGCCAUCAGCCAUGAAGAGCUCAGCAUCUGGAGGGCUUUCAGCCAAAGGAGCUACUACCUGUUUCUCUUCAAUGACGUACUGAUCGUCACCAAGAAGAAAAGUGAGGAGAGUUUUGUGGUGAUGGACUACGCCACUCUGGAGAAUGUGGAGGUGGAGAUCGGGGAGGAUGGAGAAGAACGGAUGUCUCCGUCUGCCAAGAACAGCUCCAGCCACCAUCUCUCCUUCAGACUGCUGAUGAGCAAGAACAGUGAGGGGAGAGCCGAGCAUAUCUCCCUGGUGGCCGAGUCCAGGGUGGACCGUGCACGAUGGAUAGUUGCUCUCACAGAACACAAAGAGGAAGGUGUCUCCACUCCUACAGCUGGUCAGCCACAGUAUGAGGCCACCAAAGCCUACAUGCCAAAGGAGCCGGAUGAACUGGGGCUGCAACAGGCUGAGCUUGUCAUCGUCCUGCAGAAAGAGGAAGCCUGGUGCUAUGGAGAGAGAAUGCGAGAUGGAGAGAGAGGCUGGUUUCCUGCUAGCUGUGCCACAGAGAUCACCAACCCCACCGCCAUGGAGAACAACGUGCAACGUAUGAAGCGUCUGCGCAAAGAGACCAACGUCUGAGUGACCCUUUAAUGGCUGUACAAAAUAGAAGAAGCACCUUCUGACAGAUUGUGCAUGCUCAUUAAUUUUCUGUUUUUGUUGAGACCGCAUUUCCGAUGAAUCAUACUGAACACAGGAAAGCCAUUAAUCACUGUAGCAAUGGUCCAGAAGUCCAUUACCAACAGACUGAUGUUUAGCAGGAUAUAAUAAGCCUCAGAAAUGGCCAUUAAUGCUGUUUUGGUGUCCCAGUGGUCCAAGAUGAAUACAGUGAAACCACAAGGUUCAAAUCCAGUGUUCGUGUUUCUCUUUAGAUUCUCUCAAAACCCAUCAUUUUAAAUUUUAAAGUUAAAUCUCAACAAAAAUGAUUUGUUGCAGAGCAUUGUACGUAAAGAUGUUUUUGUCCACCUAUAUGUACAGACAUUUGCAAUAGCAGGAUUUACGGGCCAACAGUGGGCUUUUUAGUCCACCUCUCUUUAUUAGUAUGAAUGUAGAUUUAAACCUACUUGCUGAAGCAAAUAAUGAACCUCAUGCAGCCUUGGGUUUAAUAAAAGAAAACAGAGGCUACAAAACUUUAUAUUAUCUACAUACUCUAUAGUAUAAGAAGUUGCAUGCAAAAAGUGUAGGUGUAUUACCUACACUUUGAUUUCAUGAGUCUUUGUGUCAAAUAUGCUGUGCAGGGUUUCUUAUCCUUGAUUUAAAAAAAUGUGACCACAGAACUACCAGCUUUGGUAAAACUUGCCAUUUUAAAUGCAGUUUGACAUACUGUUGAAUUCGGGUGAUAGGUUACUGCAUCAUACACGUUAUAUUUGUCUAAAUACAAAUAUAUUCAUAUCUGAAUGAAAAGACACCAACUUUAUUGUAUACCAUGUAUCAAAGACACUUUCUAUGGUUUGAAUCAUUGUUCAGAGCCCAUAUACUUGAAAAAUAAAGCCAACACUUGAGACAUUUCUCCUGGUUUCUGGACUUUUAUUUGAGCUUGCAUUUUGUUAAAAUGUUUGAAUACAUAAAAAGUUAUUUAAAAAUGUCAAA